CGUCUUUACGCAGAUGUCGCGGUACAAACAUGUACUGUGGAGAGGAGCUCAGAGCCUCGCGUUGAUCUAACUCCAGACAGUUUGAGUGGAGCGGAGUGUUUGCGGUACGGCUGGAGAAGAUGGGCGCUUUGGAGUGAAGUUUGGCUCGUACACAGCCUGGACACUUCUCCGGGCUCUGCUUUCUCCGGACUCUUGGACACUCCUUUUUGUGUGCGCUGGAUGUGGUGGACCGAGUUCAGGAGAGAUCCCCGCAAACAUUCCCCAUAGCUCGUUUUUAGGAAAUGGCAACAGCUCUGAGUGGCCGAGCUCCAGGAGGACGAGGACCAAACCGGAGCAAGGGUCGGAUUUUGGGGAUCAUAGACGCCAUUCACGACGCGGUGGGCCCCCCCAAACAAGCGGCUGCAGACCGACGCACAGUGGAAAAAACAUGGAAGUUUAUGGACAAAGUUGUUCGCCUCUGUCAGAACCCCAGAUUACAGCUGAAGAACAGUCCCCCGUAUAUCCUGGAUAUUUUACCUGACGCCUACCAGCACCUCAGGCUAAUACUGGGCAAAUAUGAGGAGAACCAGAAACUCACACAACUCAGUGAAAAUGAGUACUUUAAAAUCUACAUUGACAGCCUGAUGAAGAAAUCCAAGAGGGCGAUUCGGCUUUUCAAAGAGGGCAAGGAGAGGAUGUACGAGGAGCAGUCUCAGGACAGGAGGAAUCUGACGAAGUUGUCCCUGAUCUUCAGCCACAUGCUGGCUGAAAUCAAAGCUCUGUUUCCUGGGGGACAGUUUCAGGGCGACACAUUCAGGAUCACCAAGGCCGACGCCGCAGACUUCUGGAGGAGAUUCUUUGGAGACAAGACAAUCGUACCAUGGAAAGUGUUCCGACAGUGCCUUCAUGAGGUGCACCCCAUCAGCUCCGGUCUGGAGGCCAUGGCCCUCAAGUCCACGAUCGACCUCACCUGUAACGACUACAUCUCUGUGUUUGAGUUUGACAUUUUCACACGCCUUUUUCAGCCGUGGGGAUCCAUUCUGAGGAACUGGAACUUCUUAGCUGUGACACAUCCGGGGUACAUGGCCUUUCUCACCUACGACGAAGUCAAAGCAAGACUGCACAAGUACAUCAACAAGCCGGGCAGUUACAUCUUCAGACUGAGCUGCACGCGGCUGGGCCAGUGGGCCAUCGGAUAUGUGACCAACGACGGCAACAUCCUACAGACCAUCCCCCACAACAAGCCUCUGUUCCAGGCUCUCAUCGACGGAUACAGGGAGGGCUUCUACUUGUUUCCUGAUGGUCGCAGUUAUAACCCGGACCUGACUGGCCUGUGUGAACCUACGCCUCACGAUCACAUCAAAGUGACACAGGAGCAGUAUGAACUCUACUGUGAAAUGGGCUCCACGUUCCAGCUGUGUAAGAUCUGUGCGGAGAACGACAAAGAUGUGAAGAUCGAGCCCUGUGGCCACCUCAUGUGCACCUCCUGCCUCACCGCCUGGCAGGAGUCAGAUGGCCAGGGCUGCCCUUUCUGCCGCUGCGAGAUCAAAGGCACAGAGCCCAUCAUCGUGGACCCCUUUGACCCCCGCAACGAGGGCAGUAAGUGCUUCUUCCUGGAGCGCCACAGCUGCCCCCUCCUCGACCUGGACGAGGACGAAGAUAGAGAUGAGGGCCUGGUCAUGAACGGGCUCGCUAACAUUAGGAAGGUAUGA
Molecule: messenger RNA, 1691 nt
Organism: Boleophthalmus pectinirostris (great blue-spotted mudskipper)
Lineage: Eukaryota; Metazoa; Chordata; Actinopteri; Gobiiformes; Gobiidae
Gene: cblb
Product: Cbl proto-oncogene B, E3 ubiquitin protein ligase
Exons: 10
Coding region: 282-1691 (469 amino acids)
Biological process (GO): negative regulation of epidermal growth factor-activated receptor activity; cell surface receptor signaling pathway
Cellular component (GO): membrane raft; plasma membrane
Molecular function (GO): phosphotyrosine residue binding; ubiquitin protein ligase activity; calcium ion binding
Source: RefSeq, a predicted model, not a curated record